Molecule: messenger RNA, 1158 nt
Organism: Ilex paraguariensis (yerba mate)
Lineage: Eukaryota; Viridiplantae; Streptophyta; Magnoliopsida; Aquifoliales; Aquifoliaceae
Source: the annotation of a GenBank genome assembly
AUGUCUGGUGCACUGGAAACUCUCUCUGGGCAGGCUUAUGGAGCUCAGCAAUACGAAAAAAUUGGAACUCAGACUUACACGGCUAUUUUCUCUCUCAUCAUUAUUUGUAUCCCCCUCUCAAUCUUGUGGAUGUAUAUGGGUAGAAUACUCAUUUUGAUACACCAAGAUCCUUUGAUUUCACAUGAAGCUGGAAAGUUCACAAUUUGGCUUAUACCUGCUCUCUUCUCUUAUGCAACUAUCCAACCACUUAUUCGAUACUUUCAAAUACAAAGUGUGGUCAUUCCCAUGCUCAUAAGUGCAUGUGCUACUCUUUGUUUACACAUACCUCUUUGUUGGGUACUAGUGUUUAAGUCUGGAUUAGGUAACGUUGGUGCAGCAUUGGCUACUGAUAUUUCAAUGUGGUUGAAUGUGAUCAUGCUUGGUUUAUACAUGAAGUACUCUUCCACCUGUGAAAAAACCCGUGUCCCAAUUUCAAUGGAUGUGUUCAAAGGAAUUGGAGAGUUCUUCCGCUUUGCCAUUCCUUCUGCUGUUAUGCUUUGCCUUGAAUGGUGGUCAUUUGAGCUAAUUAUCUUGCUGUCAGGACUUUUGUCAAAUCCAAAGCUUGAGACUUCAGUACUGUCUGUAUGCCUCAACACCAUUAGCACACUCUAUUGCAUAGCAUACGGACUUGGUUCUGCUGUAAGCACUAGAGUUUCGAAUGAAUUAGGAGCUGGGAAUCCAAGGGGGGCUCGUGUAGCUGUGUUUGGGGUGAUUCUCCUUGCUAUCAUACAAACAGCAAUAGUUAGUGCAAUCCUCUUUGCGUCCCGCCAUGUUUUCGGCUACAUGUUCAGCAAUGUGAAGGAAGUUGUGCAUUAUGUCACAACCAUGGUUCCUCUGCUUUGUCUGUCUGUUGCAAUGAAUAGUCUACAAGCAGUCCUUUCAGGAGUUGCCAGGGGAUGUGGAUGGCAGAAUAUAGGAGCUUAUAUCAAUCUUGCAGCAUUUUACGUUUUUGGAAUUCCUAUUUCUGUGGCAUUGGGUUUCUGGGUGCAUUUACGAGGAAAAGGCCUUUGGAUUGGAAUCCAAGCUGGUGUUAUUCUACAAUCAAUUCUGUUCUCUGCAAAGCUGGCAAGAGAAAGAUUGCUUGAGGAAAUAUCUUCAGCUGCUAAUGGAUUAAUGUGA